Molecule: messenger RNA, 3246 nt
Organism: Microplitis demolitor
Lineage: Eukaryota; Metazoa; Arthropoda; Insecta; Hymenoptera; Braconidae
Gene: Brd7-9
Product: bromodomain-containing protein 7
Exons: 4
Coding region: 446-2710 (754 amino acids)
Biological process (GO): regulation of transcription by RNA polymerase II
Cellular component (GO): nucleus
Source: RefSeq, a predicted model, not a curated record
AAAUCGUUGUAAGCAUCCAUUAUUCUUAGCGUACAAACGUUAAAAAUAAUCGCGUCGUAAAAUAAAAAAAAAAAUAACAAUACUUGUAAUUUAUUUUAAACGUGUCAUAUUUCAAAAUCUGUCAAACUGUGGCCUCAACUGCAAACUAUGGGACCCAAGAAACACAAAAAACACAAACGUGAACGUCAUGAAGUUUAAUGGUGUACAGGAAUAAUGACUACGUUUUCAUCAUGGACAAACUGAGAGUGAGAUUGGAGUAGAAGUAAUAAAGUGGAUUAUUGGGAGGUAAUAGAGAAAAUACGAAGGUUCCAUAGCAAGAACUGAAUUCCUGAACCGAAAAGGGCUGUAUUCAACGCCGGAUAAGCCUACAUUGAAAUUAAUUCUAAAAGUCGGUGGUAGCAGCGGGACUCCUGAGUACGGAAGUGAUUCGCCAAAUUCGUCAGCGAUGUUGUCUCAGCAGUACCAACAGCUGGGUAUGAAUUACUCGGUGACUCAAAAUGAAUCCGAGUAUGAGAAAUACUUGAGUACACACAAAAAGUUGAAGAAAAAGAAGAAGAAAAAGGAUAAACGUCACAAGCAUCACCACAAAGACAAGAAACGCAGAAGAGAAGAGUCAAGUCAAGAGUCUGUUGGUGAUGCUGAUGAAAGUUUUAUGGAAGUACCAAAAAAAAUACCAGCAAAUCAUCAUUUAGCACCUCCGAAAUUGACCACGAGCACGGAGCAUAGAAUAGGACUCAAUACGAGCUCGUUGUCGCCGCAUCGCGAACCACGUACUUGUGUGUUGAAAAAAAUAGCCGAGCGCACUCCUCUGCAGCGACUUUUAGAACAUUUAUUAAGGUCGAUGGAGAAGCGCGACCCGCAGCAAUUCUUUGCCUGGCCAGUCACUGACAAUAUAGCACCUGGUUACUCAUCAAUAAUUAAAAAUCCAAUGGAUUUUAGUUCGAUAAAACAAAAAAUAGAUGAUAACAAUUAUCAAAAUUUAAAUGAAUUUAUUGAUGAUUUUAAAUUGAUGUGUGAUAACGCUAUGAUUUAUAAUCAUCCAGAGACAAUUUAUUACAAAGCGGCUAAAAAACUGUUGCACGUUGGCUUAAAAAUGGUUACGCCUGAAAAAUUACGACAGUUGAGGCCCGUUUUGACCUACAUGCACGACAUUACGCGCGAUGAACUAGGAUUUGAACUGGGAGUUGAGGAUCCCAAUAAUCCAGACACUCUGGUGACUGAGGAGCAGAUCGAGAAAGAGCGCGAACAGGAGGAACGCAAUGAAGAGGCUGAGGAAAUAAGGAAAGAAAACCAACGUAAAAUGCGUCUAGCCAAUCUUGGCAAGUUUGAAGCUGUCCCGGAUGAUCUUACCCCCGAAGAAAUACUAAAACAAGCGCGUAGUGCCGCUAAAGCUGCGUCAGAUAAAUUAACAAUGAAACGGCUCAACUCCAAGAUGGGUUUCUUGAGGCAAAAGAAAGACGGCACAACAAGCUUACAAAUAAUUGUACACGGAGACGGUGUUAUACCAGGUACGAAUCAACGACCAGUAUCACUUGGUCAAUUAAUUGGGAAGUUAAGUCACGGCACUGGUGUACUGGCGGGCUUUCGUGAAGAUCGUCGCAAUAUGUCGAAGCCCGUAAAGUCACUUUAUUACGGUGCUUUUGGUUCUUAUGCACCGAGUUACGACUCUACAUUUGCCAACCUCACUAAAGAAGAAACGGAAUUAGUUUACCAGACUUAUGGUGAUGAAACAGCUGUACAGUAUGCAGAAUCUAUACUAGAUUUUGCAAAAGACUGUGACUACACACUGACAAUGGUCGACGAUCUACUGGACAUUCUCACUGGCGGAGAUCAUAGAAAAACUAAAAAAUUACUCGAAGAAAAACGAAGACUCAAAGAAGAGGAAAAGAAAAUUCAGCACUUGUUAGAAAAACCAAUGAAUGAUUUAGACAAAAAUGGACAAGAUAAAGUAAAAGUUGACUUGGACCAACUCAAAACUUUAUCUGAAUUAGGAAUCGAUGUCAACUUUUUAGAUGAUCUAGAAGAGGAUGUAAAGUCAUGCGAGGAUCGUUCAUUGCUCCAAAACCAUUUAGACGAGACGUCUCAAAUGUUGGGACAAUUACGUCAAGCUCAACAUGACAGGCUAUCAGGACCACCACCUGCUCACUUGUCAAACGUACCAAAAGCACCUGAGAGUGAAGUUAAUCUUGCUGAGAAGAUCUCUGAAAAUCUAACGGAAAUAGCUAAGAAAUUACCGCCAUCGGCCAUAGCGCCGGUUGAUGGUCUGCGACGCGCCAUGGGAAUAGCUCCAGUUGGUGGUCCAGAGCCCAUGGAAGUUGAUCCGAUCACUCACAAUCCCACAAUAGUAGCUGAGAAUGAUCUACUAAAUCAAACAAAUUCCGGGCGGUCUGCUACUGGGAUAGCAUCGAGAACUGGUGCCAGUGCUGCUGCCACAAAUUUACUGUCAAAUACUUCGCCCAUUCAAACGAGUAUUGUCAGUACUGAUGAGCAAACAAACUCGACAAUAGUUCUUGCAACACCAUCACAAACUCCAAUGCAAAUUCAAAUCGGAAUGACGCACAAUCAAACCGCACUGAUGGCCAAUAACGAGUCCACAGGCGUUCCGGAUCUUGAAUCCGAAUUGCGUGAAUUUUUGGAAAGUGAUCCGACACUUGGACACUCACCAUUACACGACGACAAAACUCUAGAAGAUAUUUUAUCUGAAUCUUAAUAUCUACCGGCGAUCACGAUAAAUUAAUUUUUUUUACCAAUUAACUGAUCAUUUAAAUAUUGUAUAUUUUAUAAAAAUAAUAAUAAUAAUAAUAAUAAUGAUAAUAUUCUUAAUUAUUGAUUAAAAGUUUGAAUUUCUUGGAGUUUAUUUAUUAUAAACUUUUGAGAAAAAAUAUUUAAGAUAAUUGAGACAAUGUUAUACAAAUUAUCUAAAGUUUUCUGAAUAAAUCGCAUUAUUAAAAAGAAAUGAAUUGAAUAAUUUAAAUAAUUAAGUAGUUGAUAUAAAUUGUAAAAUAUAUUUUUUUAAUGGACUGAAAUAUGACAAACGUGUAUGUAAUUUGUACGAAUUGCUGUGAUAAAUCGAGCAUACUCUUGUAGUUGUUGUAUUUAUAAUUACUAUAAUUAUAAUUAUUAUUAUUAUUAUUAUUAUUAUUAUUAUUAUUAAAUUAAUUUCUAGUUCAAAUGAUUUUGUAAUUAUGUUGCCUCAAUUAUCUUAAUUAAUAACAGACACUAGCGAAUAAUUUGUAAAACUUGUAA